AUGACUGAAAAGAAAAAAGCUCUCGUGUUGAUAGCAGAUGGCAGUGAAGAAAUAGAAGUGGUAGUUACUGUUGAUGUUUUAAGACGUGCUCAGAUAGAGGUGGAUGUUGUUGGUGUAAAAUUGAAAAAUUCUAAUUUUGCAAAGUGUAGUCGAGAUGUGAAGCUUGUACCAGAUAAAGAUUUUGCCAAAUUAACCAACUCUGAUGCCUACGAUAUUAUUAUUAUUCCUGGUGGAACGGCUGGAGCAAAUACUCUUGCAUCAAAUACUGAUGUGCAAAAUUUAUUAUCAUCAUUUCAUAAGUCAGGAAAAUUUGUUUCUGCAAUUUGCGCAGGUCCAUUGGCAAUCAAGUCAGCCAACGUUAAUAAAGGUGGCAAGAUCACUUCUUAUCCUAGUAUAAAAGCUGAUUUGGAAAAUGUCAACGAUCAAGUUAUUGUUAAUAUAUUGGUUAAAGCCCUUACCGCCAUACCAAAUCCAGAUUUUAACCUAUGUUUAUAUUUAUUACAAGAGAGCUCUUUGUCAGAUGAAAAUAUAAGCAAAUUGUAUGAUGCACAAAAAUUAAUAGAAGAAGGAAAAUACCAGGAAUUUUGGAAAAUGUAUGAAACGGAUGAGUCAUUUAAAGAACUUACUAGCGAAGCUGUGGGUUUUGAAGAUGCAAUACGUAAAGUAAUCAUGAAAAUUAUUUCGAUGGCAUAUCAAAAUAUUUCGGCUGAUUUAUUACGAGAAUAUUUAAAUUAUGGAUCAUCUCCAAAUGAUGAUGAAAGUUUCAAAGAAUUUAUAAAAUCACAAGGUUUAGAACUUGCUGAAAAUAAUUUAGUAAAUAUUCCAACGAAUAUUGAUAAUGAAGCAAAACCUACUGUUAUCAGAGAGAAUAUUAAAUUUGAUCGUAAAGUAUCAUCAUACUUGUAA
This is a messenger RNA of Entrophospora sp. SA101, 906 nucleotides long. NCBI's taxonomy places the organism in Eukaryota, Fungi, Glomeromycota, Glomeromycetes, Entrophosporales, Entrophosporaceae. The record is from the annotation of a GenBank genome assembly.